Messenger RNA from Chenopodium quinoa (quinoa), 1632 nucleotides. RefSeq lists its product as uncharacterized. Bases 568 to 1323 code for a protein of 251 amino acids. NCBI's taxonomy places the organism in Eukaryota, Viridiplantae, Streptophyta, Magnoliopsida, Caryophyllales, Amaranthaceae. Gene Ontology annotation, molecular function: protein binding. The transcript is spliced from 2 exons. The record is from RefSeq and is a predicted model, not a curated record.
UGUUAAACAUAUUUCCUAAUUUACAAAUGUUAAUAAUGUUAAAGAAACAAAUUGCAUUAAAAAAAAAUUAAAUUAAAAAAAAGGCAUGGAUUUAACCAUAAAAAUCAGGAAAAUUAGUUAAGUCAAUAAUGAGAUUCCUCGACUUCCAUAAAUGAAAUCAAUCAAUUUUAAUGAUGAUUGACAGUAAAAUAAAAAUGAAAUAAUAGGCUGGCGCGUGUAUACUUGUUGUUACUUGUUAGUUGUAAUUUUAGAAUUUGACCAAAAUACCCUCAUGGAAAGUCUUCCCCCACCACCACCACUGUGUAUUUUGUGUUUGCUUCUUUCAACACCUUCUUUUACAAUUACACGCUCUUUCCUCUUUCAUCUCUCUCUUAACAAACCCCAGCUUUCUCUCUCCUCCCCUUUUUCUCUAUUCUUUCUCUCAUUUUUCGUAACAACAAUUUUUCUUUUAUUUUUUGUUUGAAAGAAAUCCUUUUUUUUUUAAAAAAAAAAUAAAUUUGGUUUUAUAUUUGGAGAAGAAAGAUUUUGGUUAGCAAAGUUAUUUUUGCUUAAAAAUCAAACAAUCAAAUGGCAACAAUAACCGCAUCAUUAGAGCGAUCACUUCAAAACUGCUCUUUAAACCAAACCACCAGAACUCGCCGAGGUGGCGGCGGAGGUGGCGGUGGUUUAGGGCGGUCAUCGUCGUCUGAUUCGCCGGAAAUUAUUCACAAUCAUAAAAAUGACAACCGUGGUAGACGGCGUGGUAACGAUCAAUCUUUGGUAGGCGCGACGACGACAACAACAACAAGAACAACACAACAACAACACUGCUCAAACGCCGCAUCUUCUUCAGAUGAAAAUUCAACAUUCGUUGAACUUAACUCCCAUGUUUCUCUCCCUUACCAUUGGGAACAAUGCCUUGAUUUGAAGACAGGGGAGUUAUAUUACAUAAAUUGGAGUAAUGGAAUGAAAGCAAAGGAAGAUCCAAGAACAACAGCAACAGGUUACAAUGGUGAUUACUACUCAGAAGGCGAGGAAGAGGAUGAGGAUGAGGAUGAAGAUGUGGACGAGGAUGAAGAAGAGGAGAGCAACUGCUAUGAUAGUGAGAGUUCAUCAACCGAAUCAUCUCCGUGUUCGAGUAAUCGAAAAGGGAGUUUCCGAUCACUCAAGAAACAACAACAACAACAACAACAACAAGAGCCAGAAUUGAACCAAGAAUCAGUAUUAGUAGUGGCAGGUUGCAAGAGUUGCUUAAUGUACUACAUGGUGCCUAAACAUGAAGAAGACUGCCCCAAAUGUUCUGGUCAGCUUCUUCACUUUGCUGCCAAUAAUUCCUCCCCUUAGAAUUUUAAUAUCAAAUUAAACCGACAUUAUUAUUAUCAUCAUUAUUAUUAUAAACCAACUCCAUUUUUCUAAAGUCUAUAUAAUCUUUUUUUUAGUUAUAAUCCUAGAAAUGGAGGAGGAAAGUGUAUUUUUUUUUUUUAAUUUUUAGUUUGUUAAUUAAGGUGAAUUGAUGGUAGAUAGAAGAAAGAGAAGAAAGAGUUGAGAGGGGUGGAUGAAUGGUUGAUUCUUGAUUGUGACAUUCUGUAGCUUUGUUCUCUUUGUUCUUUCUCUUAUCUCCCAUGCUCACAUAAAUAUUAUAUUUUCGGUUUU